This is a messenger RNA of Didymosphaeria variabile, 2055 nucleotides long. RefSeq lists its product as uncharacterized. The record is from RefSeq and is a predicted model, not a curated record. Bases 1 to 2055 code for a protein of 684 amino acids. NCBI's taxonomy places the organism in Eukaryota, Fungi, Ascomycota, Dothideomycetes, Pleosporales, Didymosphaeriaceae. The transcript is spliced from 3 exons.
AUGAACGGAUUAACAGAGGACGAGAAGCCGCACAUGGUGAUUGGGAUUGAUCUGGGCAUGACUUGCACGGGUGUCGCGUACGCCAAUCUGUCCAUCGGCAGCGAAACGGUCAGAUGGGUUCAAAAAUGGCCCGGUCGCUUUCAAGCAAACGAGAACAAAGUCCCAACGGUGGUCGUCUACCCAACGACAACUCCAAACCCCACCCCCUCCUCGUGGGGCUUUCUCUCGGAAACCGUCGCAGAAACAACUGCCCAAGACAAAGACUACAAAGAAUGGUUCAAGACGCUUUUAUCGCCACCUCGCCUCCAAAAGAAGCAACAGUCGGACCCGGAAAAUGCUCCUGCGUCCAUGGCUGAUGUAGAAAAAUGGUACCGCGACUACCUCAACAAAAUGUACGAGUACCUUGCAUUCAAGCUAGGCGGCGAACUGUCCGGCGUGAGCUGGGAACUAGCAAAAGUUGAGUUCAUUUUCUCGGUGCCGACAACGUGGGAGCCAGUACCGACAGUGGAGAGAUUCAAAUCGAUCGUAGGCGAGGCCGGAUUUGGAGUGCACGCAAAUCACGUCGUAACGAUAGGCCUCACAGAAGCUGAGGCAGCAGCAGUACAUGUCUCCACCGAAGCCCCUGGCAUUUUUCGCGAGAACGACAUCCUCUUAGUGUGCGAUGCUGGCGGCGGCACGACUGAUCUCUCUGUCCUCCGGGUAACCGGAACUAACAACCAAGCCAUCAACCUGCAACAACUCGACGUCGUUUUCGGCGAAACCAUUGGCAGUGCAGCAAUUGAUUACGAAUUUGAGAAACUUGUCUGCGAGAGGCUGGAGCGUGCGCAUGCGGCUCAGCCACUGCCCAUUGAUCCAGCCGAUGCUGCGUGGGAGAUGAUGAAGAGUCGGGACUUCCAAGCUGUGAAAUGCGAGUAUGGCGCUCCUGAUGAUACUCCACUCUUCAGCAUUGCCAUCCCCAAGCUGUCGCAUACCUAUAAUAACGAGAAGGCGGGGAUUCGCAGCGGCGAAGUGGCCUUUGAGCGCGAGGAUCUCCAGCGACUUUUCGAUAAGCAAGUGAAUAAGCUCCUACAACUUAUAGACACACAGCUGCAGAUACUAUAUCGCAAAUUUCCAGCAGAACAGGUAGCGCAUAUCGUUCUCUCCGGUGGACUAGGCAACUCAGCAUACGUGCAAAUCCGGUUACGGCAACAUUAUGCGAUAAAGAGCAUUCCCAAUGCACGCGGAAUAUCGGUACGCAUAGCGCCUGACCCUCAGCUGGCAGUCUGCAAAGGUCUUGUUGCGGACCGUGUAAGGAAGCUCAUCACGAAUUACUCUGUGCUCGGCUGGCGGUGCUGUCGCUCCUCUUACGGGACCAUGUGCAAGAUUGCGUACGAUAAGAAGAACCCAGAACAUGUGGGGAAGCAGCUCGUGCGGGAUCCACUGAACGGGAAAAUGUACAUCAUGCAGGCAAUUGCUUGGUUCGUGAAAAAGGGCGAAGCUGUAUCCGUGGAUAAGCCGAUCAUACAUAACUUCAUCAAGAAGGUAACUCCAGGUGACCCGCGGCGAGCAUUCCCAACCAGUGUUAUCGAAUGCAAUCUUGAUGCGGCCUAUCUCCCAAGCCAGAUGAGUCCGGAUACACGUGUUCUCUGCGAAAUUUCCUCAGACCUUUCUUCCGCAGACGAGAAGAGGUUUACAGAGAAGAAUAAGCGGUUUUGGUCCCUUGGCAAGCACUACUUCAAGGUUGAAUAUCAAGUCCGUGUCAUCAUAGGCCCGGCUGAUAUCCGCUUCGAGCUAUGGUUCAAUAAUCAGAAGCUCUCACGCGACCAGUCGAUUAAGGUAGACUGGACGCCUGCGCCUACGAUGCCGCCAGCUGGGCAAGUGGACAUCGCGACAUGGAACAGGGUGGAACUUCCCGAUAGCUAUCCGACGCACAUGUCCGGAGGCGCUGGAGGGUUCGGAAAUCAUGGUAUUGAUAGAACAGGAACAGGCAUGAUAGAUACUUCUGGUAAAGAGAGAGCAGGAAAGGCUGGAAAGUUUUCAGGGGUACUCGGUAGAUCAUGGCCGGUGUACAAAUAA